This is a messenger RNA of Mizuhopecten yessoensis (Yesso scallop), 2414 nucleotides long. Its product is annotated as sodium-coupled monocarboxylate transporter 1-like. Gene Ontology annotation, cellular component: membrane. The record is from RefSeq and is a predicted model, not a curated record. The coding region runs from base 426 to 2366 and encodes 646 amino acids. Gene Ontology annotation, biological process: sodium ion transport; transmembrane transport. Lineage: Eukaryota; Metazoa; Mollusca; Bivalvia; Pectinida; Pectinidae. Gene Ontology annotation, molecular function: symporter activity. The transcript is spliced from 17 exons.
GUUUCCAACGUUGCAGAACCUGAUGCUAUUAUUAGGUGCAUCUAUUUAUAUGGUUAAGAAAAUAUUACGUCCAUACUGGCCGAUCCCAUGGACUCGGAACCCUAAUAUAUCUCGAAGGUUAACUAAUCCUGACAUGAUAAGAAGCGGGACAGACUACGGCCACUAAGCUGACCAGUAAUAACCAGAUAACACCUGUACAAGAUCGCUUACCGAACGUCUUCUCGCAAGCAAUAUUUCAAACAACAAUAUUUGCUGUCAACAUCCGGGUAUUUGUUCACCGAGCCAGAGGAAAGCAGAACUUGAGGAGGACAUGGAAAGACGUAUGCCCGACUUGUAAUUGAAGUAUAGUAUGCUGUGAAAUUCGUCUCUGGAUAUAGAACCGAAGAGUCUUCCUAGCUUUAUUAAGCCUUAGAAUCAAAAGCGACAUGGCGACAUUUACCACAUUCGACUAUUGCCUCUUUGUGGCAGUGCUUCUUGUUUCCUUUUUCAUCGGGCUGUAUUACAUGCUGAAAGAAAAAUUCGCAAAACAGGAAUCUACUUCCGACGAUAUUUUAAUGGGCGGACGAGAUAUGCCAGUAUUUCCGGUAGCUAUGUCUCUAGUUGCUAGCUACAUGUCUGCUAUUACCGUUUUGGGAGUCCCGACAGAGAUGUACGUUUUCGGUACAGAAUACUACUUGGUGGCAUUUUCAGGACUAUUGACGUAUCCUAUCACCUGUUUUGUGUUCCUGCCAUUUUUUCAUAACUUGGGACUAUCAAGUGCAUACCAGUACCUUGAACUCCGAUUCAACAGUUGGACACGAUAUCUUGCAGCAUUGAUCUUUGCCAUUGAAAUGGUGCUGUAUAUGGCUGUUGUGUUAUAUGCUCCAGCGCUUGCUUUAAAUCAAGUGACUGGCCUUUCACUAUCGGGGUCUAUAUUAAGUGUCGGUGCUGUAGUAACAUUUUAUACGUCUAUGGGAGGAUUACGUGCCGUGCUGUGGACGGACACGUUCCAAACAUUUGUCGUUGUUGGCGGUCUCGUUGGUAUCAUUGCUAUCGGCUGCACGAAGUUCGGUGGAAUUGGGGAGGUGUGGAACAUCGCACAGCAAGGAGGCAGAAUACAGUUCUUCAACUUCGACCCUAGCCCCUUCACAAGGUGCACGUUCUGGGGACUUAUUGUCGGUAGUUUUAUUGGUCAGCUGACGAUCUACGGAGCCAAUCAGACUAUGUUACAACGAUAUAUGAGUAUCAGCAACGUCAAAAACGCACAGAUAGCCUUAUUCGUCAGCUUACCAGCAACCAUCUUGCUGAUCACUUUAGUGUGUCUGUCCGGACUGGUCAUCUACGCCGAGUACCAUGACUGUGACCCUCUACUGGACGGUAAACUCAUAUCCAGGGACCAGCUACUGCCGUACUACGUCAUGGAGAGCCUGGGCGGUGUACCCGGCAUACCCGGACUGUUCGUGGCAUGCAUAUUCAGUGCUGCACUGAGUUCAAUAUCGUCAUGCUUGAAUGCUCUUUCUAUCACUCUGUUGGAAGACUUGCUGAAACCUUUCAUGAAAUACUGUGGAAUAGUGAUGAAGCCUUCUGCUGAAGCGAAAACGGCAAAUAUCCUAGGUGCAGUGGGUGGAUUGGUAGUCAUUGGAUUUGCCUUUCUGUCUUCCUUGCUAGGUUCAACUGUUCUACAGAUAAUGAUAUCCGUGUUAGGAAUGGCUGGAGGACCACUGCUUGGCUUGUUCCUGAUGGGGAUGUUCUUUCCCUGUGUAAACGCCAAGGGGGCCAUUACUGGCAUGAUUGUUUGCACUGUUGUGAUAUUCUGGAUCGUGGUUGGUUCUUUCGUAUAUCAAGUUCCCAUGCCAACACUUCCGUUUGAAACAGACGGAUGUGAUAUAGCUGAUGGCGUUACGUAUGCCAUGAACAAGUUUGUGAUGAAUACACCAGACAUAAGCAUACCUCGAGAACAGAUUGGCCACAGCCAAGCUGCUCACGGAACCGAAACAGAUUGGUCAGGCCCUAUGGUAGUGUACAGGUUGUCCUUCCUCUGGUACCCAAUAGUAGCGAUAUGGAUUGCUCUGGUCGUAGGAAUCCUCGUCAGCUGGCUUACUGGAUGGCAAAGCGAAAAGAUUGAUCCUAAGCUUGUGUAUCCCGUGUCUGAAAAACUGUGUUGCUUUCUUCCUUAUUCUGUACGAAGGAAAUUGAAUUGUUUUCGAUUAUGGAAAUAUAAUGUUCGUGGCAUGAGUGAUGUAUUGUCGGAUGACGAGGAGGAAGAAGAGUUCAGCAAAUUAAAAACAGGAAAACUUGAGACGGCCAGACUUCUUCCUCCGAUGUCGCGGCGUAUGGAUAGCUUCGAAGCUGAAGUAGACGAAUCAGGCAUUUCCCAAAUUACGUAGACACGCCAAUUUACCUCUUUCCGUUUUUAAAAUAUAAAUAAAUUUCAA